Lycium ferocissimum is the source of this 2070-nucleotide messenger RNA. RefSeq names its product glycoprotein 3-alpha-L-fucosyltransferase A-like. NCBI's taxonomy places the organism in Eukaryota, Viridiplantae, Streptophyta, Magnoliopsida, Solanales, Solanaceae. The transcript is spliced from 8 exons. The record is from RefSeq and is a predicted model, not a curated record. The coding region runs from base 39 to 1652 and encodes 537 amino acids. Gene Ontology annotation, molecular function: fucosyltransferase activity. Gene Ontology annotation, cellular component: membrane.
AUCCUCUACCAAUUUCGCCCACUUUGAUAAUAACGUGCAUGAAUUCCAAUAACUUUGAAGAAUCCACUUCUCCAUUUUUCCUCCCUUUGUUUUCUCUGGUUCUCCAUCAAUUCAUGUCUACAUCUAUUUCAAUUCAAAGACUCACGAGAACAGAUGAAUCAGCCACUUCAAUUGGAUCAUCAUCCGUUUCAAAGACACCCAAUAAAAAAUGGCGCAAUUGGUUGCCUCUAUUCAUUGCCCUUGUGUUUAUAGCAGAGAUUUCUUUUCUUGGUAAACUUGACAUGGCUGAAAAAGCCAAUCUUGUUAACUCUUGGGCUGAUUCUUUCUAUCAGUUCACCACGUCAUCUUGGCCCAACUCUAAACGGGUUGUUGAUGAAACCGAGUCGGGUCAGGGUUUGGUACCCGGAAGCUGUGAAGAGUGGUUGGAAAGGGAAGAUUACGUGGCUUAUUUUAGAGAUUUUGAAAAAGAACCAAUUUUGAUUCAAGGGAUUGAACAGACAUUGAAAUCAUGUUCCGUGGGAUGUAAGUUUAAGUUUGGAACAGAUACCGAUAAGAAGCCUGAUGCAACAUUUCGUCCACCACAUCAAAAUGGCACAGCUAGUGUGCUACGAUCCAUGGAGUCGGCUCUAUACUAUCCUGAGAACAACCUUACUAUGGCACGACGAAGGGGAUAUGAUGUUGUAAUGACAACAAGCCUCUCUUCAGAUGUUCCUGUUGGGUACUUCUCUUGGGCUGAGUACGAUAUCAUGGCUCCGGUACAACCUAAAACAGAGAAUGCCUUAGCAGCCGCUUUCGUUUCUAAUUGUGGUGCUCGCAACUUCCGCUUGCAAGCUUUAGAAGCCCUUGAAAGGGCAAAUAUCAGAAUUGAUUCUUAUGGCAGUUGUCAUCAUAACAAGGAUGGAAAAGUUGAUAAAGUGGAAGCACUGAAGCGCUACAAGUUUAGCUUGGCUUUUGAGAAUUCUAAUGAGGAGGAUUAUGUAACUGAAAAAUUCUUUCAGUCUCUUGUAGCCGGAUCAAUCCCUGUGGUGGUUGGUGCUCCAAACAUACAAGACUUUGCUCCUUCUCCUACUUCACUCUUACACAUUAAAGAGUUAAAAGACGCUGAAUCAGUUGCCAAGACUAUGAAGUCCCUUGCUGAAAACCCUAUUGCAUAUAAUGAGUCAUUAAGGUGGAAGUUUGAGGGCCCGUCCGAUGCCUUCAAAGCCCUGGUUGAUAUGGCAGCAGUUCAUUCAUCUUGUCGUUUGUGCAUCUUCUUGGGAACCAGGAUCCGGGAGAGAGAAGAGCGGAGUCCAACUUUUAUGAAGCGUCCCUGCAAAUGUACCAGAGGGACUGAAACUGUCUAUCAUGUAUAUGUACGGGAAAGGGGGAGGUUUGAGAUGGAUUCCAUUUUCCUAAGGUCAAGUAAUUUAUCAUUGCAGGCCUUUGAAUCUGCUGUGCUUGCGCAAUUCAAGUCUGUUAAGCAUGUUCCGGUUUGGAAGGAGGAAAGACCUCAAGUACUACGUGGUGGGGAUGACCUCAAACUUUACAAAGUAUAUCCUGUUGGCUUGACACAGAGACAGGCAUUGUAUUCCUUCAGAUUCAACGGGGAUAUUGAGUUUAAGAACUACAUCGAAAGCCACCCAUGUGCAAAAUUUGAAGCCAUAUUUGUAUAGUUGAAGUUCUAAAUUUUGCUUGGUGCAGAAUUGCAGGCCAAGGUGUAACCCUCAUUCUUUCCCUGUGCCGCCAUUGUUUACAACACUGGUUCUGGAUCUUGCCACAUGGAUGCAACCAGAGAGUCAGGAUGUGAUGGUUACAAAGGGGGAAUCCCAUAUUUGGGAUAAAAUUCUCAUCCUUAAAGAAAGGCCAAAAAGGAUCAAAUUUUGCCUUUUUUUGGAUACGCCCACAAAAUAACUGAAGUUCGAUGCACUGGCAAUAUUGUUUAGCUCAGAAUUGUAGUUUAGUUCUGACUCAGGCUAGCGUUAUGGGUAUUGACAACGGUACAAACUUUUGCAAGGGUAUUUUUCUUUUAAUAUAUUGGUGUGAGAAAAUAGAAAUAUAUAUUUUUGCCAGAUUUUGAAUCUGUUAUCUCUA